Messenger RNA from Cervus elaphus (red deer), 4640 nucleotides. RefSeq names its product proprotein convertase subtilisin/kexin type 2 (gene PCSK2). Gene Ontology annotation, biological process: protein processing. NCBI's taxonomy places the organism in Eukaryota, Metazoa, Chordata, Mammalia, Artiodactyla, Cervidae. Gene Ontology annotation, molecular function: serine-type endopeptidase activity. The transcript has 12 exons. The record is from RefSeq and is a predicted model, not a curated record. Gene Ontology annotation, cellular component: trans-Golgi network; Golgi membrane. The coding region runs from base 338 to 2254 and encodes 638 amino acids.
GGAGGAGCUGAAAAUGCAGAUUUAGCAUCAAGCACAGAUACACUCGCUCUUUCUCUGAGAUACACACAGCUCUGCACGUUAGCACCUCUGCGAGCGAGCCGAGCUGCCCGACCACACGGCUUCCCCGCCGGCCAGAGGCUGGAGAACACACACUGAUUUGCUUCUUUCCAAACCCCUAAUCAGUGUUUUCCUCUACACAAAGAUUUUUCAAAAAACAAACACCAACAACAAAAACUACAUCUUUUUUUUUUUUUUUUUUAAAUUUGGACCUUCCUUGUGGGACCCUGCUCCGCCAUCCUGCGCGCCUCCUGACACCACUUUUCACUCCCAAAGAAAGAUGAGAGGUGGUUGUAUCUCCCAGGGGAAGGCGGCCGCGGGGCUCCUCUUCUGUGUCAUGGUUUUUGUAUCUGCCGAGAGACCGGUCUUCACGAAUCAUUUUCUUGUGGAGUUGCACAGAGGCGGGGAGGAAGAAGCUCGCCAAGUUGCAGCAGAGCACGGUUUUGGAGUCCGAAAGCUCCCCUUCGCUGAAGGCCUGUACCAUUUUUAUCACAAUGGCCUGGCCAAGGCCAAGAGAAGACGCAGCCUACAACAUCAGCAGCAGCUGGAGAGAGACCCCAGGGUAAAGAGGGCCUUGCAGCAGGAAGGAUUCAACCGAAAAAAGCGAGGGUACAGAGACAUCAACGAGAUCGACAUCAACAUGAACGACCCUCUUUUCACGAAGCAAUGGUACCUGAUCAAUACCGGGCAAGCUGAUGGUACUCCCGGUCUCGACUUGAAUGUGGCAGAAGCCUGGGAGCUGGGAUACACAGGGAAAGGUGUCACCAUUGGAAUUAUGGACGAUGGAAUCGACUAUCUCCACCCGGACCUGGCCUCGAACUACAACGCUGAGGCGAGCUACGACUUCAGCAGCAAUGACCCUUAUCCGUACCCUAGAUACACAGACGACUGGUUUAACAGCCACGGGACGAGAUGUGCCGGGGAGGUCUCUGCGGCUGCCAACAAUAACAUCUGCGGGGUCGGCGUGGCCUAUGGGUCCAAGGUCGCAGGUAUCCGGAUGCUGGACCAGCCCUUCAUGACGGACAUCAUCGAGGCUUCCUCCAUCAGCCACAUGCCUCAGCUGAUCGACAUCUACAGCGCCAGCUGGGGCCCCACCGACAACGGGAAGACGGUGGACGGGCCCCGGGAGCUCACGCUGCAAGCGAUGGCGGAUGGCGUGAACAAGGGCCGCGGGGGCAAAGGCAGCAUCUACGUGUGGGCCUCGGGCGACGGCGGCAGCUACGAUGACUGCAACUGCGACGGCUACGCAUCGAGCAUGUGGACCAUCUCCAUCAACUCGGCCAUCAACGACGGCAGGACCGCGCUCUACGACGAGAGCUGCUCCUCCACGCUGGCCUCCACCUUCAGCAAUGGGCGCAAGCGGAAUCCCGAGGCCGGCGUGGCAACCACAGAUUUAUAUGGCAACUGCACCCUGAGGCAUUCUGGGACAUCCGCGGCUGCUCCUGAAGCAGCUGGAGUGUUCGCACUGGCUUUGGAGGCUAACCUGGGUCUGACCUGGAGAGACAUGCAGCAUCUGACUGUGCUCACCUCCAAGCGGAACCAGCUUCACGAUGAAGUCCAUCAGUGGCGGAGGAAUGGGGUUGGCCUGGAGUUUAAUCACCUCUUUGGCUACGGGGUCCUAGACGCAGGUGCCAUGGUGAAGAUGGCCAAAGACUGGAAGACGGUGCCCGAGAGGUUUCACUGCGUGGGUGGCUCCGUGCAGGACCCAGAGAAAAUUCCGACCACUGGCAAGCUGGUGCUGACACUCACGACCGACGCGUGUGAGGGGAAGGAAAACUUUGUCCGCUACCUGGAGCACGUCCAAGCGGUCGUCACGGUCAACGCGACCAGGAGAGGGGACCUGAACAUCAACAUGACGUCCCCCAUGGGCACCAAGUCCAUCCUGCUGAGCAGGCGCCCCCGGGACGACGACGCCAAGGUGGGCUUCGACAAGUGGCCUUUCAUGACCACCCACACCUGGGGGGAGGACGCCCGGGGCACCUGGACCCUGGAGCUGGGCUUCGUGGGGAGCGCGCCCCAGAAGGGGGUGCUGAAGGAGUGGACGCUGAUGCUGCACGGCACGCAGAGCGCCCCCUACAUUGACCAGGUGGUGCGGGAUUACCAGUCCAAGCUGGCCAUGUCCAAGAAGGAGGAGCUGGAGGAAGAGCUGGGCGAGGCCGUGCAGAGAAGCCUGAAGAGCAUCCUUGGCAAGGACUAGGGCCCGGCCCCCUCCCCCGUCCCCGCCGCCCCCUCCAGGCGCCUAGCAGUGACCCUCCCCCACACCAGCCGCGCCCAUGUCUAGAUCUGAAGCUUCGCUCACUGUCCGUGAUUCUUUUCAUUCCCAUGGAAGCAACCUUUUCUAUUCUGUGCCCCAAAUACAGUGCUCCCACCUACACCUCUGUCCUGUUUGUGACUCCAAGGUCUUCAUUUCUGUCCUUCAGAUAGGUCAUAUUGUGCCAACCAACCCGGGACAGCUCUCCCCCUCCAUUUCUUUCAUAGAAGAGAAGAGAAUGCAUUUAAAUAAGCCAGGCCUGGGGACUCAAGGGAGGACCCAUUAUGUAAAAGAAGGAGCCAGGUUUAUGACAGAGGUGAGUUCUGAGUCUCUUAAAGCCCAGAUGCUGUAAAUCCUUUGGGGAAAGAUGUGUUGACUUUUAGCAAGAUUUUCCAGGGAUGUAAAUGAAGCUGUUGCAAAUCAAAAGGUCCCCUAGUUACCAGAUGGGGAGGAGAGAGUCCAAAAGCAUGAACGCAGGAAAUCUUACCACCACAGUCAGUGUUGCAGCUUGUCUGGCUCACCAGAGUAAUAGGUGUACAACCUCAGUGGCCUGGCUGCCUUUUCAUCAGCCACUGCUCUGAGUAAUGGUAAACUCUGGGAGAUGCCCCCGUCACUCUCCAUGUGCCUAGCCUUUCUCCAGCCCCGGUUUUCUGGGGCUUCUUCCAUAGUUAUUCAAAAAAAAAAAAAGAAGGCAGGAUGGAGAUACAUCUGGGAAAGAGUAGCUUAGUAGUUCUUAGCACAGGGAUGUUCCUUUCUGACCCUGCGCUGGGGCUUCUUAAUCUGAUGGAGGGGAGAGAAGGUGAGCAUUUUCGAGAGCUUUGCAUACACGAUUGGAGGAAAACAGCUUCUGCAGUUGAUGAGUUGAGGAAAUGACCUCUGUUCUGGAAGAGGUGUGUGAGGGUGAGGGGUCAGAUUUGGAGAGGUGGGCAACCACUUCACAGGAACCCCCAUUUGUAUGGAGCCCCUUCCCACUGAAGGGGGAAAAGCCAACUCGUCUCCCUGUAACUUGAGACCCAAAGGAGGCAGAAUCCCUUCACAUGGAAAGCACUACAGUCAGCUACAUUUGUGGCAGCCAAGCAGUCCAGGAGGGGCUUUAACCUCACCCCAAAGGUGACAUGCCCCCUUCCCCCCGUCACCCCCAGAGACAGCAUCUCAUCACCAAGUGGAAAGGCUUUCCGAGAGACUGUCACUUUGUUCUCCUACCCAAGGAAUAGCUCACCAGUGCCCACCCGACCCCCCAAACACUGUUGGUUUGGUUUGAUCCCCAAGAACUGACCCACCCCUUCUGGCCACAUUUCUCCCUUCCCGUGGGAGCAGCCUGGGUUCCUCUCCUCUGAGUUGGCAGCACAGAGCAGGGGGGCCCUUCCUUGAAGGAGGAAAAGCCUGGAAAACCCACAUGCUUUCUCUUUUCUCCCGUGUUGGCAUGGAUUUCUACCUUCUCUAACACCAUAUGAUCUCUAUAGAAUGCUUUAUGAUGUAAUAAUAUUUAUGAUUUUUAAAAGAAAUUUAUUACAUGCUGCAAAGGUCUUUUUAAACCAGUUUAGACUUAAAGCAAAAAUAAAUGGAAAUCAUCAAAAUUUCAUUUCUCAUUAACAGUCUGAAAAUAAACCAAAGGACAUUAAGUGUGCAUGUGUGUUUAAGUGCACACAGAAAUAUAUAUACAUAUGUAGACUAAUACACGUGUGUAUAUAUGUGUAUAUAUCUUUAUAUACACUUGUAUAACUGUAUAUACACACAUAUACCUAAAAUGUGUGUAUGUGUAUUUACUGAAGAAACAGAUACCACAUUCAUUUCUAAAAGCAUAUUCAGAGGAUAUCAAAAUGAUUCUGGCUGAAGAAAAAGGCCAGUGGAAAUUCAGGUGAAAUGUUCAUGAAUUCCCAUUACUUCACCUCUGUAAUUUUGCACCUUUCUGUAUAAACUUUAAGUAUCUUAUAUAGCAGCACAGAUACAAAAUAGUUGUCCAUAUUUUCACAGUUGUGGUCUAAUUUAUGAAAUUAGAGAGUAACUUAUCAGCUUCUUAAUAGAAAUGGCAAGUUUUGAUAUGAGUAUACAGUACAUAAAAUAUAUAUAGUGCUAUUUAAAAAUAUUUGGUCUCUAUUUCAUUUUUUGCACCAGUAUGAACACUAAAAUAUGAUCAGCUAGUGAGGUUUUUAUGAUAUCCUGAUUCUAAUGCAAGAGAUAGUUAUUUAUAGUCAUUUAUUUUAAAAAAAGAAAAUAAGUGAAUAAUAAUCACGUUAACAUUGUUUUUCCCUGUGACAACAUUUUAUAAGUAAAUUUAAAAAUACAUGAUGUAAAUUAGGAGAUGCAACAAUAAAACAUUACCUUCCAGAAA